AUGCCUGGAGAACAACCCCACAUUUUGUUUAUCGACUCUUAUGAUACGUUGUGUCGGGAAUCUCUUCCCGGAUCUUUGAUCCAUGUAAUCAAGAACGAUCAACUCACAAUACAAGACUUGAUUCAACAUCUCAAGUUUUUUACUGCCAUAGUAGUGGGACCCGGACCUGGUUCACCACUUGACGAAAACGAUAUUGGCGUCGUCAAAGACAUCUGGCACGUGAAGGAUCGCCAUCUCCUUCCAAUAUUCGGAGUUUGUCUAGGACUCCAAAGUCUUGCAGUUGAGCAUGGUGCCACAUUACGACGCCUCAAAGUUGUCAAGCAUGGCCAGAUCUCUCCCAUUGAGCACACUGGAUCGGGCUUGUUCCAGUGUGUUGGAGAGGUAAAUGCCGUUCGAUAUCAUUCACUCCAUGUCGAAGUGUCAGAUGAAUCUGAUAUGGAUAUACUCGCUUGGGCAGACGAUGGCAAGCAUGAGAAUGGAAGGGUGGUAAUGGCCGUGAAGCAUCGAAGCAAACCCUUUUGGGCAGUGCAAUACCACCCCGAGUCUGUUCGUACAAGUGGUGGAGGAGUGGAUAUCAUGCAUAAUUUCUGGAACAUGGCUGGCGACUGGAAUGUCAACCGUAGUCGUCUGCCCCCGAAAUGGGAUCCCAAGCUUGAACAAGUCUUUGGGCCACCUUGGCCGACUCUUUGUGCACCCUCUCGAUCCCUGCAAUUCGCAUCUUCACCUAGACAGGUGAUUACCAAGAUAUCAGUGCUCCCUCAAUUGACUAGCAAUGAUGUUGCAGAGAUGUUUGGAGCAUCCAAGGGAUCUCAGGCAUUCGUCAUGCUUGAUUCCGCUUCUUCACCGGGACGAUACUCCAUCAUCGCUUCACUGACCCCUACGUCCAUCCGACUGGAGUAUCAUCUGGGUGACAACUUUGUUACCUCCAUCGAGAAUGGUCAAAAACAGCACACUUCGUUAGGAGACCAAGAUAUCUGGAGUUGGACCUCUUCGUUUAUGGAUCAGAGAAGAGCUGUAGGUGGUCGUGAGGAUAUCCCAUUCUGGGGUGGCCUCGUCGGAUAUAUCAGCUAUGAGCUCGGCUGCGCUUCGCUCCUCGACAGCCAAUCGGAUGGCAGGCAAAGCAUUCCCGACCUCAAUCUCGUUUUUGUAGAGCGGAGUGUAGUGGUAGACAAGGAAACCAACAGCGUAUACGUUCAAUCUAUCAUUCCUCAUGAUCAUCUCUGGGUCCACGAUACCGCCUCGUCACUCAUGUCCCUCUCAAGCUUCAAAGUCCAAUCUGAUGAUUGUCCGAAAACCGAAACCUACUCAAAGAUGUUGAGAAAGUCUUCAAAA
Molecule: messenger RNA, 1332 nt
Organism: Acaulospora colombiana
Lineage: Eukaryota; Fungi; Glomeromycota; Glomeromycetes; Diversisporales; Acaulosporaceae
Source: the annotation of a GenBank genome assembly